AUGAAUUCAUCAAUCGAACUGCAACUUCCUGAAAAUGGCGGUAGUAGUGAAUUGGAAUUACCCAAGGAACAUUGCAGCAGUCCAAAAGAGACUGCUGAAUCUCCUGUUCCUGUUGAAAAGUCUGAUCUAAAGAAAACCGAUGAAGAACAAAUAAACACACAAGAUAAUUUUACUGCACCCGCGGUUCCAUUGGAUUCAGCGACAGAACCUGACGCAAAUGUACAUUUGGCUACCACGAAAUUGUCUGCAGUAAUACAUUCACGUGCUUCACUAAAAACGGUGUCUACCUUGGAUGGUUCAAAUGAUCCUCAGUCUGUGCUCGUAGAUUCCACCGAGGAUGCGUUUCAACCGAGUGAAGAACAAACUCCUGACGAUAUUGUGAAUGAUAACGCGGAUGUAAAUAUAUUGAGUGAUACAGUGGCAGACCCUGUGUGUCCUGGCGAAAUUACUCUUUCCGUUGAACGAGUAUCCGAGGCCUCCCCUAGUAUAACGAAUUCCACAGAACUACCAAAAGAGGAAUCUAACAACUAUCAAGCCAGUUGUUUUCCUCCUGUGAUUGAGUCUGUACUCAACAGUUGUUCAAAUGUUCUUCCUGAAAACUGUUUUGUGCCAGAAAGUGAUAUAACUGAACCGAAACCACAGGAUGCAAGCGGUACCUUUCGCGGUUCUCAUAUUCGCAAAAGUCUCCGGCCGAGAAAACUGCUUUCCUUUAUGGAUUCAAUGGAUGACUUUACUGUGGAUGAUGAACCACCACUUCCGAAGAAUGUUGGAGAGGUGGGAUUCCCUGAGAUAGCACCAGAGCUGAUUGAUAAUCCGUCCUCGUCGGUUGUCCAAGCAACGGUAGUUCAGGAGGGUGAACGCCGCAGGAGCUUACGUCCACGGAGAAUUGUUAAAUCAGUGGACACUUACGAAAACGAAGCAGAGCUAGACCGAAUUUUGAGCGAUAAAGAUGCUCUCAAGGCUUACGGUCCAACGCAGCACUGGAACACUGGCGAAUAUAUAACAAAAAAUUGGGUUGCAGUGGAAAAAAUCCUUGCCCAUCGACCGUUAAGGCGUCAAAAAGUAACAAAACUGUUGAGUGAUGCCAUAAAAUCGUACCCAGCGUAUCAACGUGACAAUGCGCGAUUCGAAUACUUUGUGAAGUUUCAAGAUCAAUCAUUUUGGCAUUGCGCCUGGGUGUCCGGAGCCAUUCUGUUAGCCUUGCAUCCAAGUAUGGUUCGCUACUACAUGAAACAUCUCAAAUUGAAAUCCGGAAUAAAUUCAUCUACCACUAUUACUUCCCAAUCGAGCAGAGCCGAAACGAAUGAAGGUCUGGUUCAUUCAGAAAACAGCAAUGAAUCGGCUUCUUUGGCCAUGGUGGAUGAAUCAAACGCAACUGAUACAGUGGUAUCCGAGUUGCACAUCCCUCAAAACUCUGUGUUGAUGGAACAUGCUAGCGAAUCAGAAACUGGCACCAUCCCAUUUAUUGUCGAACACAGCAGCGAAGAAGUGAGCGACGAGGAGAACAAAUUGACAAACUCUUACGACUACGAAGAUAUUGUGAAUUGGACUGCCAAAAUGCCCUCGGACGCUGGUGCUAGACGUCUGUACUUGUUACGUUGGGGAGUCGAAAGUUACACCCUCGUACCGGAACGCGUAAUCACUAUGUGUCCAGAGUUCGCGCCUUUGGAUUCCGAAGGUAACGUUCUCAAUCCCCUCAUUGAAGGAAAACGAACGAACUUGCGCUAUCGACACGUUCUUGUCAAAUGGUUGCAUCUACCGGCUAAUCACUACACAUGGGAAAUCAUCGAGGCAGACACAGACGUUCUGGAGAUGGUGGCAAACACUCCCGAGCUUGCCCGACUAAAGUCAAUCAAGCCACCAGAUGAGCCGGAAGGGAAACUCCUACCACUGCUGAUCCGUCAGCAUUUGAUUCGAUUGACUCACCUCUAUUGCACACGAAUCGCCACUAUGCUGUGCGAAGCCUAUGGGACUAGCAGAGUUCCUUCGAAGUCAUUGCCGUCCACGCGGGAUGCGAAAGAUAUUUGGAAUAUCGGUCACUACGCUCGCACGUGUUGGGCAAACGGACAGCCUAGUUAUUUGUCCCCAGUUUGCAAAUGCGUGUUGCAUCCGUAUCAGAUCGAGGGAGUUCGUUGGUUAUGGCAUGCUUAUCAUAAUGGAAUCAAUACUAUCUUGGCCGAUGAAAUGGGUUUGGGGAAAACGGUCCAAGUGAUUACUCUCCUCUAUCUACUGUGGAAAGAGUGCAAGGAUUACGGUCCAUUCGUUGUUAUCGCCCCCUUGUCUACACUGCUCAACUGGGAACGGGAGUUUCUAAUGUGGGCACCGGAAUUUCACGUUAUUGUUUAUACCGGUGAGAAAAGCUCACGGAACACAAUGCAGGACUAUGAAUUUUUCAUACCCAACACGCAUGGUCUCGUCUCUUUUCAUGUGCUAAUCACCAGCCAUGAAUUGGCUUGUAUCGAGCGUUCUUGCUUACAGACAAUCAACUGGAGUGUCCUCGUUGUGGACGAGGCCCAUCGUUUGAAGAACAAACAAUCGCGACUUUUCAAGGAGACAAGUCAGUAUAAAGCGGACUUCAAAAUUCUGUUGACUGGUACCCCACUGCAAAACACCCUAGAAGAAUUGUUUCAUCUGCUGAACUUCGUCGACCCGAAAACCUUCGCAAGUUUCAAAUCGCUAAGCGAUCAAUGGUUAGACAUGCCCAAGGAUGAACGGAUCGCUCAUCUCCAUAAACAAUUGAAACACCAUCUGCUUCGCCGCUUAAAAGUAGAUGUUAUUCGAGAUCUGCCAAAAAAAUCGGAAAUCCUCGUUUUUGUUGAUUUGACCACGUUGCAACGCAAAUUAUACAAACUGAUAUUGACCAAAAACUAUGAGGAACUUCGCAGUGGCAGUCUCAUGAAUAGUCUAGUACAUCUGCAGAAAGUGUGUGAUCAUCCUUAUUUGCUACCUGCUGGUGAUAGCAUUGCACCUCGGUUGCGCGCGAAUGAGCCGGAUUCACCGUACGAACCCGGUGCACUGAUUCAGGUCAGUGGCAAACUAAGCGUACUGGUCGAUAUGUUAAAAGGGUUACAUUCACGUGGUCAUCGUGUGCUUCUCUACUCCCGACUCACCACAAUGCUGGAUAUUCUCGAAGAGGUAAUUUUGAAUAUCGGCUGUAUCGGCUUCAUUGUUGAAGCCAGAAUUUCAUUCUUUCCUCAUAUGUAUGCCAGUCAAUCAGCUGGUGUCCUUUUCUCUUAUAUGUGUUACAUGACGGUACCAGUCAUCAUAUAUCAAUUUUUCCUCUUCCUUAGCUAUGUUUAUGAGCGAUUUGACGGAAGCGUAAAGGGUCCGAUUCGGCAGAUAGCUAUUGAUCGUUUCAAUGCUCCUAAUUCCAAAGCGUUCAUAUUCCUGUUGUCCACUCGAGCCGGAGGUGAAGGAAUUAAUUUGGCAUCUGCAGAUACCGUGAUUCUUUUUGAUUCGGACUGGAAUCCUCAGUGUGAUUUGCAAGCGUUGUCCCGGGCGCAUCGUAUUGGUCAAUCCCGUCACGUAGUCGUGUACAGGUUUGUCACAAGAAAUACUAUGGAGGAACGAGUUUACGCGGUUGCCAGAAGAAAAUUAGCUCUGACACAUCUCGUGGUAGACCAGCAGGAACAGAGAAAACAUAAUCGGGAGGAACUACGACAGCGACAAUCGGAAACGAAAAACUCGAUAACAGCGGGGAUCGAAAGUGAAUCCAUCAGUCUCGGGGAUUCGGAACCGUUGAAUCACGUCUUGGAAGAAGGCAACAAUAAACCCACGGCAGCAGCAACCACUUUCUCAACAGUUUCAGCUCCCACGGGGAAUAGAUUGUCUCGAGGUGAAAUGAACGAAUUAUUACGUUGUGGAGUGGAAGCCUUGUUUGCGCUGGACGAUCCGUUGGACGAAUCUGAGUUGUUCAAAGCUGCACGCAACGAUGACUCAAAACGGAUCGUAUAUGAUACCGCUGCCAUCGAACGUCUUCUGGAUCGCUCGAAUUUAUCGGCAGAUAAAGAAGAACACAAAUCGGCUGUGGACGAAUAUUUGAGAGUGUUUCGCGUGGCCCAUUUUGAUCAAACCGAAGAACCGAGUACGGCAACUUCAACGGCUUCUGUGUUGCAUUCCACAUGUGGGGCUCCAUCAGAUCAGUCAGCAGAAGGAAAAGAGAAAGUAUUCAAAGUUCGCCGGGAUAGUCGUUCUCGACAUCGGUCAGCCUCUCGACAGGGUGACUUUUUGCCCUUAGAAACAGAUGAUGCGGAUGGACAAUCUAGUCCCAAUGAAGACACCCAUCCUGUGCAUUCGUUGUGGAUCCCUUCUGCAGAAACCGCUCAAUCAUGGAAAUUGCGAUUAAGCUCAAUGAAUUCGAAAAUCACCUUCGAAAACGGGUACAUGUUUAUCUAUGACUUUGGUCCAGCUGAUCGACAGGCGUUUGCUAGUGCUGUCAUGCGAUUCGGCCUUCCUCCUCCUGGUAUCAUCCCACCUCAAGAGUGGCUUCCCCCUUCACUGUACCAUAAAGCGCCGGAGAAUUUAUUUGCCUACACUUCUGUGUUCAUGCGCCAUUUAUACGACGAUCCAAACGGAAUGGAUGAGUCAACUGACUGCUGGUCUGACGGCCUACCGAAGGAGAGUCUUUGUGUUCCCGCGGUUCUCUCCCGCGUUGCCAUAAUGGCUCUGAUCCGAAACAAAGUACUGGAAUUCGAGGAUAUUAAUGGAGUUCAUAGUCGAACGUUUGAGGCUGUGAGCACACGAUUCAAGUUCACGAUUCACGAAGGUGGCCUCACUCUUCUACGCCCCACAUGGCACGAAGAAUGGCAGCGUAUUAAUCGAAUCGUGAAAACAGUGGCCACAAAUGUACAGUCGUGGAAUUCGGCCACGAAGAAACGGGAAGAGGCCAUGUUUCAUCUCCAACACAUAUGGCAUUCCAGACACGACUAUUGGUUGCUUGCAGGCAUACAUGUACACGGCUAUAUGCGCUGGACUGACAUUUUGGCUGAUCCGCGAUUUCAUCUGUUAUGCACUGGGAUUGAAGGUGUUCUAGAAGAUCUGGAACGAAAGGAUGCUACCGUUCCUCCAGAAAUGUUCGGAUCUGUCGCGACUAAAGUGGGUCGACCAGUACAGCGCUUUAAGUAUUUCCUCGUUUUGGAUUUCGAAGCAACUUGUGACAAGGGACGAGGCUUUAAACCUGCGUUAACUGGGAUCACUCAGAGUAUGGUGGACGAUCAACCGUGCCUACCAGAUGUUUUGAAGGUAAUUCAUCGACAACUGUACUGA
This is a messenger RNA of Echinostoma caproni, 5265 nucleotides long. The record is from the annotation of a GenBank genome assembly. Lineage: Eukaryota; Metazoa; Platyhelminthes; Trematoda; Plagiorchiida; Echinostomatidae.